Ceutorhynchus assimilis (cabbage seed weevil) is the source of this 12907-nucleotide messenger RNA. NCBI's taxonomy places the organism in Eukaryota, Metazoa, Arthropoda, Insecta, Coleoptera, Curculionidae. The record is from the annotation of a GenBank genome assembly.
AUAUAUGUCACAUUUGAGGAAUCGUAGUCACUGUCAUAUCAUAAUUUCAUAUCGCUGUGACUGACUUGGAUUCACAAUUUUUAUGUGUUUUUAAAACAAAAAUUGAAUGAUUGUUUUUUUUUUUGAGAAAAAUUGUGGUUGUUUUUAAAUCAUAUUAUUGAAAAAAAAAAUGUGAACUCGUGAACUAGUAGAAAAAAAAAAAGACUCCAUCAUGCAGGCCCAACCUUCCACCAGCGUGGAGGCGGCGGUUGACCCUCACACCACCCAGAUGAACCAGAUUAUGUCUUAUAUUAAGACGUUGGCUAAUCCAGAGUGUUCUGAUGUUCUCAGAUUGAAAGCCAUUCAAGAAACUAGCAAGAAGUUUGAGACGAUUUUAAAUUCAGCCAAUUACCCAAAUUUCCUUAAACUAUCUGUGAAAGUAUUUUUAAGCGUGCUAGAAGAAGGGGAGCCAUAUUUUAUUUCCGAAUAUGAUAUUCAGCAAACUAGGAAGUUGAUUUUAGAAAUUUUAUAUAGAUUACCUACUAAUGACCAUCUGAAAAAUUAUGUUACUCCUAUUUUGAAUAUAAUGUUGAAAUUAUUGGAAAUUGAUAAUGAAGAAAACGUUUUAGUUUGCCUUAAGAUUAUUAUAGAGUUACAUAAAAUAUAUAAACCUCCUUUAAGCGAAGGAAUCCAAAGGUUUUUACAAUUCGUCAAAUCGAUUUAUUCAAACUUGCCAAACCAUAUGCCAAAAAUAUUUGAACCCAGAAGCCAGAUUAAAGUUAAAGAUUUAACUGAAGUAAAUACGGAAGAAUUACUUAAAGAAACUUUUACUAUCACUGGAAUACAGACCGAAAAAAGAAAUAAAGAUGGUACUCUAAUAGCGUACUACCUCAUACCUAAAGCAGUAUUAUCCCUAAAAGUCCUCCAAGAACUUCCAAUAAUAGUUGUUCUUAUGUACCAACUCUAUAAACAAGAUGUCCAUCAAGAUGUUAGCGAUUUUAUACCUCUCAUAAUGAAAACUAUCACCUUACAUCCGGCUUUAGAGCAGAGACAAAUGGACAAUUUUAAUAAAGAGAUAUUUGUCGAUUUUAUGGGCGCCCAAAUCAAGACCCUGAGUUUUUUGGCUUACAUCAUCAAAAAUUAUUUGGAGGUGGUCAAAAACCAUUCGGAAAUGAUGGUUCAUGGUAUGCUAGGCCUUUUAACUUUGUGUCCGAUGGAGGUUGCUCAUUUAAGAAGGGAACUACUUAUUGCUGCGAGGCAUAUUUUAGCUACGGAAUUAAGAAACAAAUUUGUACCUCAUAUGGAACGGCUUUUUGAUGAAGACGUCCUUUUGGGACGUGGUUGGACUACUCACGAGUCUCUCAGACCUUUAGCCUAUUCCACCCUAGCUGAUUUGGUUCAUCAUAUACGUCAGCAAUUACCAAUGUCUAAUUUAACAAGGGCCGUACAUUUGUUUAGUAAAAAUGUGCACGACGAUAGUUUGGCCACUACCAUACAGACUAUGUCUUGUAAAUUGUUGCUGAAUUUGGUCGAGUGUAUCAGACAUAGGUCGGAAAAUGAGAAUAUGAAUGAAGGUAGAGAGCUUUUGAUGCGCAUGCUGGAAGUUUUUGUCUUGAAAUUCAAGUCCAUAGCAAAAAUUCAGUUGCCGAUUCUUAUUAGUCGUUGUGAGCAAAAGAAGCAGGAAUUGCCAAUUCUAAGUAGUUCUCAGGGAACUGGAGAAGAGAUUAAAACUGAGCCGACAGAGUCCCUAGACAGUCUAAAUGCUACUCAAUCAUCUGAAAAAGAACCAAAAUCGAGAUUUGGCGCUCAACCAGCUAAUAAUUACAACGUUGCCGAUUAUAGGAGUUUAGUUAAAACUUUGGUCUGUGGUGUUAAAACAAUCACUUGGGUUUGUUCGAGCCGCAAAACAACUACAGGUCAAACUUUGGGUCAGGCUAAACAUUUUCAACCACAUGAAACAUUAAUUUUUGUCAGAUUAGUGAAGUGGGCUUUAAAGGCUUUGGAUAUUUAUACUUUGAAUAUUGGGCCUCAACCUGGAGCACCCUUACCGAAGAUAAUGCAAACAGUUAAAACGAAAGAAGAAAAAGAAGUCUUGGAGCAUUUCAGCGGCGUAUUUUCCAUGAUGAAUUCCCAAACUUUCUAUGAAAUAUUUUCCACUACAAUCGAAUAUUUAGUAGAAAGAGUUUACAAGAAUCCCACUCUUCAAACGGUUCCCAACACGUUGCUGGCAAACCCAGCUACUAGUCCCAUAUUUGCCACCAUUCUAGUAGAAUAUCUGCUAGAACGGAUGGAGGAAAUGGGAUCCAACUUGGAACGAAGCCAGCUAUAUUUGAAAUUAUUUAAAUUGGUGUUUGGCAGCGUGUCACUAUUUCCUCAAGAAAAUGAGAAUAUGCUCAGGCCGUAUUUACAUCAAAUUGUCAAUAGAUCAAUGGAACUAGCAAUGACAGCUGCCAAGCCUCAUAAUUAUUUCUUACUAUUGAGGGCUUUGUUCCGUUCAAUAGGAGGUGGUAGCCAUGACCUUUUAUAUCUGGAGUUUUUACCUUUGCUGCCCAAUCUUCUCGAAGGUCUAAACCGAUUGCAAAGCGGUUUGCACAAACAAGAAAUGAAAGAUUUAUUUGUAGAGCUAUGCUUAACAGUCCCUGUUAGACUGAGUUCCCUUUUACCUUACUUGCCUAUGUUAAUGGAUCCUCUGGUUUCCGCCUUGAACGGUUCUCACACUUUGAUAAGCCAGGGCCUGAGAACCUUGGAGUUAUGUGUAGACAACUUACAGCACGAUUUCCUGUAUGAACACAUCCAGCCUGUUCGUGCCGAAUUAAUGCAAGCUCUAUGGCGGACCCUGAGAAAUAACGAUCAGGUUGCUCAAGUAGCUUUUAAAGUUCUUGGUAAAUUCGGAGGGGGCAAUCGAAAGAUGAUGAUAGAGCCUCAGAAACUUGAGUAUGUAUCUUCAGACUUUGAUCCGCCUGCAAUUUUGGCCAGAUUCGAUGACUAUGAGAAAAUAGUCGAAUUUCCUGUAGCGAAAGUGAUGGAAACGGCGUUUAAUGCCCUCAAACAAAGCACCACUGAUCCAUUUUAUCGCAAGCAAGCUUGGGAAGUUAUCAAUUGCUACUUGACAGCUUCGAGGGAUCUUAGUGAUAGUAAACACACUUUAAUUAAUUUGUUUUUGCAUCCGAGCUUCCAAGAUCCAGAUACUAUUAGAGAUAUUAAAGGGUCGAACUAUUUGUCUAUUCAUAAGUUGGCUAGGGAUACACAUCAGAUGGCGCUUACUGGUAUGAUUAUUGGUGCCGCCAUCAAAGAACUACGGGAACCAGCUACGAAAAUUUUCGUUUUACUGGUGCGUCACUACACAAUGGUGGCGGUAGCUCAACAGUGCGGGGCUUUCGCUUACACGCCCGAACCGAACAAACAAAUCGACUUGGACCCGUUGGUUUUAGUGGACGCUUUGGCCGUAAUUAUGGGACACGAGGAACGGGAAUUGUGCAAGCCUGGGCGGGUUGGCUUGAUGUUGAUUGUCGAUACAGCAACCACUUUGCUGGGGAGCAAAGAAAUGGCCUGUCGCUUACCACUUAUCGAAUACCUAUCAGAGAAAAUGUGCGGACUUUGUUAUGAAAGAGCCUGGUACGCUAAAUUGGGAGGAUGUAUAGCAAUCCAAUUCAUGUUUGAGAAGUGCGCCUUGAAAUGGGUCUACGAGCACAUGUUUACGUUCCUUAAGGCCCUUUUAUUUGUAAUGAUGGAUUUGACUGGGGAAGUAUCUAGUGGUGCAUUGGACAUGGCUAGAGAAAAUUUGCAAAAAAUGCUCAUAGUUUUGGUUACACCACCACCACCUGGAAGUGACGAAAAGACUAGAAAUUUGCAAACUGAUGCUUUGCAAAAAGUAACUCACGAACUAGUUAGGCAAGUUAGUAGUCCUCAUGUGAUGCUUAGAGAACAAGCGAUGGCCAGUCUUAAAUUACUCGCAAAAGAACUAAAUAAAAGUGUAACGGAAAUAAUGGAGCCAUUUAAAGCAGUUUUAGCCGAUAUGGUUCCUCUCAAGAACCAUUUUCUUAUGCACCAACCAGCUAUUGCUCAGAUGGGUCUUAUGGACGGCAACAUGUUUUGCACAACUCUGGAGCCACGUCUAUUUACUCUGGACCUCAAAAUUCACGAACAUAAUUUGUUUAUUACUGAUAUGCUGCAAUUGUGCAAAAUGGAAGAUUCUAGAUUAUCUACGUACUUUUGCUACAAGUCCAUUUCUAAUUUCACUCCCUUAAGACAGAGCGCUUUGAGAGUCUUAGCUUCUUGUUACUAUUUAGAGGAUGUUAGAGAACAAAUAUUUGAUGUUUUAUAUAAAGCUUUAGAAAAACAAAAUCCAGAAUUACAAGAAACCGCCUUCGAAUGUAUGAAAAAAUUCAUUUCCGGAUCUACUGUGUAUAAGGAUCUGUUUAAUCCCAGAGUUCGGCCACUUUUGCUCACUUUAGGUGACGAAAAAGUAGUCACUUUGAAUGGCUUCAAAAUGUUGUCAUAUUUAACGCAGCUUUUCCCUAAUGAGUUUAAUGAGAAGCUUUGCGAGCAACUAUAUUUGAUUUUGGAGAAAGUGUUGGAAAAACUGAGCACUGCUUACAAAGCAGGAACUGAGGGUGGUAAUGGUAAUGGUACUAACGGCGGACUACCUAAAAAAUCGGAAAACGAAGAAAAAGUUGUGAUUAUAAUCAGUAUUUUCCAUCAAACACCGGCAGCAACCAGUAAAUUUGUAUUAAAAUUGACGCAAUUGAUUUUGCAGGCGGAACAGGCUAUGUGCAUUGAAGCCAGUAGCCCAUUUAGAGCCACACUAAUGAAGUUCCUUCAAAGAUACCCCGCUGAAACUCUGACAUUAUUUUUGGAUGAUAAUUUCAUCAAAGACAAACAAUUCAGUCGCUACUUAGAAUAUAUAUUAAAACACCGAGACGGCAAACCUUUUAGAGAUUACAUUCAAACCAGCAUGAUACGGAGGCUUAUAAUAAUGAUACAAUCAAAUUACGUUAGUAUAAAUUUGGGACUGCAAGAAGGAAAUGACUUACAAAAAAAUGAGCUUCAGUAUCAGGCCAUAAGGAUUAUAUCAAUUUUGAUUAAGUUUGACGAUCAGUGGUUGUCUACGCAACCAGAUUUAGUGGAAUCCUUAAAACAAAUUUGGUGUGAUGAUUCUUAUCAAGAACGUCAUAAAAAUGUAGAGCAAUUAGAAUAUACUCAUUGGAAAGAGCCGAAACUAGUCGUCAAAAUACUAUUGCAUUAUUUUUGUCACUAUCCCAACAAUAUCGAUUUAUUGUUUCAACUAUUGAGGGCUACAACCGACAGAUUUAUACCAGAUUUUCAGUUUUUGCGUGACUUUUUGGAAAAUACUGUAGCACAAAAUUACACUGUGGAGUGGAAACGUUCGGCUUUUUUCAGAUUUGUGGAUCUGUUUUCUUUGCCAGAAAUGUCUCAGGAACUAAAAGCCAAGGUUCUACAAUUAAUUCUAAUUCCGUGCUUUUCCAUAAGUUUCGAACGUGGCGAAACUAUUAAGUUAAUCGGAGGCCCUCCAAUGCCAUAUCAGGAUAACACUGAAAACGUAGUCUCAGUAUUCAUAAACAAGCUCAUAGAUCCUGACAGUCCUUAUCCGCAAGCAGAUUGCGUACGAAUCUCUCUGCUUCAGUUUUCCUGUUUGCUGGUAGAACAAGCCAGUUCUCAUAUACACGAUCACGAUGCCAACAAUAAGGCGCAAGGUUACAAAUUGAGACGACUGAUGACGUUUGCCUGGCCUUGUUUAUUGGUUGAAAAUUGUGUGGAUCCAGCUACAAGAUAUCAUGGCCAUUUGCUACUCUCCCACAUAAUCGACAAGUUCGCCAUCCAUCGAAAAAUCGUGUUGCAAGUUUUUCAUUCUUUAUUAAAGGCUCACGCCGUUGAGGCUCGAAAUGUGGUCAGACAGGCACUGGAAAUUCUUACACCGUCGAUGCCUUUAAGAAUGGAAAAAGGCUAUGAUAUGUUGACACACUGGACAAAAAAAAUCCUAACGGACGAGGGACAUUCUAUGCAGCAACUUUUCCAUAUUUUACAAUUAGUUGUCAAGCAUUAUAAAGUGUAUUAUCCAGUACGUCACGAUUUGGUUCAGCAUAUGGUUAGUUCCAUACAAAGACUGGGCUUUAGUGCAACAGCUACUUUAGAGCAUCGUAAAUUGGCCGUGGAGCUAGCUGAAGUUAUAAUUAAAUGGGAAUUAUAUGGGAUUAAAGAUGAGGUUACACCAGAAGGUCAAAAUGAUGUGGAACAUGUCAGGAAAAAGCUGGCAAUAGCUUCCAGUUCUGGCACACCUACGCCAUCAAAUGUUAAACCAGGCGAGCAAACCCCUGUUGUACAAGAGCACAUUGACAAAAGACACACCGAUAACGUGUUGUUUUGUUUGCUUCGAUUGGCUUGUCAGGUCAAUGAAAUGUCGCCGCAAAAUCCUAUUAAUCCAGGCACCACUAGUCCAGGAGAAUUGCUGUCUCGCCGCUGUGUGAUUUUAUUAAAGAAUGCCUUAAAACCGGAAUUAUGGAUGGAGCCCGUUGAUUUGAAUUUAGCAUUUUUCCAUAAAAUUUUAGUGUCUGUUGCGGCCCCGACUCACAAUAUUGCCAAUAUCAGUACCGCGUUGGAACUGUUAACGUUUUUGUUGACUGUUUUGACAAAAAAGCAAAUUCUGGAUCAGUAUAAAAUGCUUCAGGAAGGGCUAUCAGCUUGCGUGGUAUCCUCGGAUGAAAAAAUAAUACAACUGAUGCACAAUUUUCUCACUAAAUUGUUCGUUAUUAUACCAUUAGAAAGGGUAAAUAAGGUUGAAGAGUUGAAUAUCUUAUAUACCAAGAUAAACGAUGAAAUUUUAAAAGGGCUAAAUGCUUAUGAAGAAAAGAAAUCACCACAGGUUUCAGCUCUUUACGGAAUCCUUAUGAUCCUAAAAGCGGCCUGCAACAACCGUCCCAACUAUAUUGAUACUAUGAUUUCACCAUUUAUGCGCAUGUUGCAACGGCUCACCAAAGAACACCUCCAACCGCCUUCGCAAGAAUUCGCAGUUCGCAUUGUCGACGCUCUGAUCCUUAGUCUGGAUCUCGUCAAGACUCGUAUCGAAGCUAUGGGGGUGGACAUGCGUAAAACGUUUAUUGGUGCCAUUCUGGUUGGAUUGAUGGAGAAAACUCCAGACGUCAGAGUGAUGAAAGCCAUAACAAAAAUGUUAGAAGACUGGAUGAUGCACAAGAUUCCAGGAUCGAUGAACCCGACUCCAAGUUCAAGGGAAAAGUCUAUUUUGUUGGUAAAACUGACGCAGUACGUUGAGAAACGAUUUCCAGAAGACAACGAACUGAAUGCUCAAUUUUUGGAACUGGUCAACUUCGUUUACACUGACGAGCAUUUGAAAAAUACUGAACUUGUGUCCAAAUUGGAGCCGGCGUUUUUGGCCGGUUUGAGGUGCACUCAGCCGAAUAUUAGAGCCAAAUUCUUCAAGGUGUUUGAUAAUUCUAUGAGACGUCGUCUCUAUGAUCGCCUUCUCUACAUAAUCAGUUCACAAAAUUGGGAAUCCAUCGGCCAACAAUACUGGAUAAAACAAGUUAUAGAACUACUUUUGGUCACAUCGACUUCAAAAAUCGGUAUCGAAAUGUCGCACCAAAGUAGCAUUUUGCCUAGCAUAACUUCAGUUAUAAGACAAGAGAAACGAACCGAAUUUCAAAAAACUAAUCCGGAAAAUGCCCAAUUUUACGAUUGCACCGAAAUUAAAGAGGAAGUCAUUGAUUUAGAUCUGUCUAAUGUGGAAGUGGCACAUACUGAAGAGAAGCCACAAAGUAGAGCGGAAUCUAUUACUCAAAUGAUUAAUAAGCAUUUUGAAUUUAUUGAGGUUCUCCGUAAUAUAACCACCGAACAAUUCCUCCUGGCAGCGGCCCAGCUAUGCCACAUGGACACCAGCUUGGCUGAGCAUGUGUGGCUCAGCAUAUUCCCUCAAUUGUGGCAAUUGUUAGACGAAGACGAACGCUCAAUUUUAGGCCCAGAAAUGACUCCAUUUAUCACUUCUGGAACGCAUAUUAUUCAGAAAGAUUGCCAGCCGAGCGCCAUGAAUACUUUCGUUGAAGCUUUGUUCAGGUGCACUCCUCAAAUCGAAAUGGAACCGCCGACUAUGAAGUAUAUAGGAAAAAGUCAUAAUUUGUGGCACCGGAUGGCUUUGACGAUGGAGCAGCAAGCUUAUGAAAUGACUGGGACUGGUAAAGGGAAUAAUAUUCCAUCUGCUGCAAGUAGUAGUAGUGCUAGUUGUUACGAGUUUGAAGGAGAAGAACCCCAUCAAAAUGAGUUACUAGACUCCCUAGCUGACUUAUACCAUCAAAUGUGUGAAGAAGACCUAUGGGCAGGUUUAUGGCAAAAACACGCCCAUUAUAGAGAAACAAGUAUUGCCAUCACUUACGAGCAACAUGGCUUCUUUGAACAAGCUCAGGGGGCCUAUGAUGCUGUUAUGGAGAAAUAUAAAGUUGAUGCCAGUUCAGGACCAAUUCCAGCCACUCACAACCGGGAGGUCCUUUUAUGGGCCAACCAUUGGAUUAGGUGCGCCAAAGAAUUACAAAUGUGGGAUAUUUUAACAGAAUAUGCUAAAAAGUCGGACGAGUAUUUGCUUUUGCUAGAGAGCGCUUGGAGAAUUUCCAAACCCAACUGGGAAUAUAUGAAAGAAGCCUUGGCGAAUGUAGAAUUUUGCUGUCCCAAAGAAAUGGCUUGGAAAGUGACCCUUUAUGGCGGAUUUCUUAUAAUUUGCCAACCGGAGGACAGCAAGCCGCUUUUGUAUGUCGAAAGAUAUGUCGAAAGUGCCAGCGCUCUGUGCCUAAACGAAUGGCGUCGUUUGCCACACAUCGUUAGCCAUAUUCAUUUGCAAUACUUACAAGCCGCGCAGCAAAUUAUAGAAUUGCAGGAAGCUUACCAAAUCCAUAAAGGACUCUUACAGGGUGGUCAUCCAAACUCACUGCAUGACAUAAAAGCAACGGCCAAAACAUGGAGCAACCGUUUACCUGUCAUUGCCGACGACCUCGUGCAUUGGAGCGACAUCUUUUCCUGGCGCCAGCAUCACUAUCAAGCGAUAGUGAAACACUAUGAGCAGAAUCGAGAGGCCAAUAUGGCAAAUUCGAAAUUAGGUAUGCACGCAUCAGCCCAAUCUAUAAUUCAUUUCGGAAAGAUUGCUUGUAAACAGAAACUGACCAACGUAUGCCUUGACUCGUUGAACAAAAUUUACAGCAUAUCGAGUGUACCCGUAGUAGACUGUUUCCAGAAGGUCCGGCAACAAGUCAAGUGCUAUUUACAAAUGGCUUCUAUGAACAACAAGAAUGAGUUACAGGAAGGCUUAGAAGUAAUAAACCACACAAAAAUGCAAUACUUUGGCAAAGAUAUGACAGCAGAAUUUUACGCCCUGAAAGGCAUGAUGUAUCACUUGAGUGGAAAAUCCGAUGAGGCCAACAAAUCCUUUUCAGCGGCUUGCCAAUUGCACGAUGGCUCCAUCAAAGCUUGGGCUCUGUAUGGAGAUUAUUUGGAAAACCUUUUCAUCAAAGAUCCUAGACAAAUAGACUACGGCGUCAACGCUAUGCUGUGCUUCCUUUACGCUUGCAAACACCAAAACGAAGCCAAAGCCAGAAAAUAUAUUGCCAAAGUUUUAUGGCUGUUAAGCUACGACGACGACAAAAAUAGUUUGUUAGAUGCUCUGGAUAAAUAUGCUGUAAAUGUACCGGCAAUUUUAUGGUUACCCUGGACUCCGCAAUUAUUAAACUGUUUGAAAAAUUACAAAGGAAACGUUAUAUUGAAUUUAUUGUGUCAAGCCGGCAGGAUGUUUCCUCAAGCCAUUUAUUUGACUGUGAGGCUUUUGUAUUUGACGUUUAGGUCAGCGACUGCUAGGAAAACGAACACGGCUCAGCAACAAGCGACACAAGAAUCUCAGAAAACCGAGAGUUCCCAAGAAGGUACUUCAUCGACUGCAACAGGUUCUGGUACUGAUACAGGCGAAGCGGCUUCAGUAAAAGCUCCGCCCGGAAUGGUGCACUGCGUCAAAAUAAUGAAUAUGUUGCGCGGUAUACAUACUACGGUUUUAUCCAGCUUAGAAGGUAUAGCAGCUCAAAUGGAGUGGUUCAGAGAGAACUGGUACGAAGAGGUUCUACGCCAAUUGCGUCAAGGCCUCGCCAAAUGCUACGCCAUAGCAUUCGAAAACCGGGAAUCGGUAAACGAAGCCAAAAUCACUCCUCAUAUAUUAAAUUUCGUCAAAAAAUUGGUCUCGACCUUUGGAAUCGGUGUGGAAAACAUUUCUACCUCCUUCAAAGCGACUGCGUUCAAUUCAGCUGCUUCUGAGAGUUUAGCAAAGAGAGCAGAAGACACUUAUCAGGACCCGCUUUUCAAAGAAAUGAAAGAAGAAUUUAGAAAAGACUUUGAUUUUUCGCAAUCUAACUCAAUGCGACUGCACACUUUAAUUUUCAAAUUGAAAAAAUGGAUUAAAAUAUUGGAUAAUAGAUCUAAAAUGAUGCUACAAUCGUUCCUGAUGGAAGAAAAAUGUCGAUUCCUAUCGAAUUUCACGUUAAAAACGGCCGAAAUCGAACUACCAGGCGAAUUCCUGUUACCGAAACACAAUCACUAUUACAUAAGGAUUGCCAGGUUCAUGCCCAGAGUCGACGUGGUUCAAAAACACAACGCCGCAGCUAGAAGAUUGUAUAUCAGAGGACACAAUGGUAAAAUUUAUCCUUAUUUGGUGGUAAAUGGAUCAGGAUUGGCCGACGGCCGAAGGGAGGAAAGAGUUUUGCAAAUGUUGCGUAUGAUGAAUAUGUAUUUGGGAAAACAGAAAGAAACAGCAAGAAGGUUUCUGCAUUUUACUAUUCCAAGAGUUGUGGCUGUUACACAACAAAUACGUUUAGUGGAAGAUAAUCCGGCGUCAAUUUCUUAUUUGGAUGUUCUUAAGAAACAAUGUGCUAAACUUGGAAAACAAGGUAUAGAACAUGAUGAUCCCAUCCAAUAUUACUACGAACGCCUCGCCACAGUACAAAGUAGAGGCGUCAAAGCCAGCCAUCAAAUAUACCGAGACAUUUUCAAAAACGUCCAAGAAAAAAUGAUACCUAAAACCGUCUUGAAAGAUUGGGCUUUGCAAACUUUCCCUUCAGCGACGGAUUACUGGCAUUUUAGAAAAAUAUUUGGUUUACAACUGGCCCUGGCCUGUUUUGCAGAAUACGUAUUUCAUUUGACCCGACUGAACCCUGACAUGAUGUACUUGCAUCAAGAUUCCGGUCUUAUGAAUAUUUCGUAUUUUAAGUUUGACGUUGACGAAAGCACAGGCGAAUUGGAUCAAACCAGGCCAGUACCUUUCCGACUCACACCGAAUAUAGUUGAAUUUAUAGGAAGCAUAGGUAUCAGUGGACCACUCACCGCUUCGAUGAUAGCUACAGCUAGAUGCCUUGUUUAUCCUAAUUUUAAGGUUCUCAACAUUCUUAAACCGAUUUUGAGGGACGAAAUCAUCCUAUUUAGAGGGAAAAAAUCCGAAGAUAGCAACACCAAUCAAGAUAAGCUAUUAGAAGCUGAACAAAUAAUCGGUAUGGUAGGACGGGCCAUUACCUCAAUUUCCAAUAGACUGAAUAGUUUGGCACAGUUUGACGGGGCUGACAGCAAAGCUUCUACAUUAGUUAGCGCUGCCAGCAGUCCCGACAAUCUGUGUAGAAUGGAUCCAGCCUGGCAUCCAUGGCUGUAAGAUAUUUUAAAGUAUUUUUUAGGUUUUAAACGGUAUCUAAUUUAGAAUUGAAUCUUUCUUUAAUUUUGUACAAAAAAACUUGUUCAAAUCAUUAUUUAUUAUAAAUUUGUUGCAAAGCCCUUGUAUAGUACAAAAAUGGGUGCAAUUUGCAUGUUUUGGGUUGUGAGGAGUUGAAAAAAAAAAACAGAUUUUUUAUUAUUUUUUUAAAUUUAUGAAUAAAUACUACUUGAGUUUUUACAUUAUAACUUUGUAAAUUGAACAUUAUUUUAUUAAAUGAGUUUAUACAAUUAUUGUGGUGUUCACAAACAAUUACUUAAAACUAUUAGUAGGUACUUUCUUUGCCAAGCCAUAUUUCUCAGUUUAGGCAGAAAAUAAAUAAAAAAUAUUAGAAAUAGAGCUACAAAAAACUCGGCAGGCACUUUAUUGUACAUAAUGUACAUACAUUAGUUUUUCUUUGAAGUGUUUCUAUUAAAGUUAUGCGACUUUUACAAGGCAAUGUCCUAUACUACAGUAAACCAUUAUAAGUCAAUUUUAAUUUUUCAUGAUAGAUUGAACUACCUAAAUUUUUUGUAAAUAGAUAAUUGAAUGGUGCGUAAAGUUGAUCAAUCGCUAAAAGCGAAUUAUGCUUUUUGCCAGUAAAGCAUAUUUCAACACAAGAAACCAUAAUUUCUCGAAAGUAAAUCAGAGAUAUGGUAAUGGAAGAACAUACAUACUAAAUAGGGUUUACCUCAAAUUCAAACAAGACUCGUAGAAUUCCUCUUUUAAAAACCAGAACAUUACUGAAUUCAAGGAAGUAUUCCUUUUUAACACAAACUAAAUUCAUUCGAUAUACUCUAAAUCAAAAACAUUAUGCAUAAUAUCAAAAUUAAUUAACUUAUCAAUCUUAUUUUCUAAUUGCAAUAUGAUUUGCUGACCUAGACUUUACUGAAUUCAACUGUAGACAUCGGCGAAUGAAGUCAAAGCUUGAAAUAUUUUUACAUAAAACAAUUUAGCUUUUAAGCCAGGCUAACUGGCCAAAUUUCUCCAUCAAAUCCACCAUAAUCGCUUCAUCCUUUUUCUCUUCAGUUUUUUCCCCGUCAAUUUCUAGCCUGGGAGCUCGUCUUGAAGUGAAAUCCGGUUUUUCCUUUUCCGGUUCCACCAUUAAGCAGCGGUUUUGGGUUCUUGUUUUGGACCUGUAUUCUCUUAGCCAACGUCUGUUGAAUUUUCUCUCCUCCUCAGACGAAUCAGAAUCAG